Molecule: messenger RNA, 2367 nt
Organism: Pteronotus mesoamericanus
Lineage: Eukaryota; Metazoa; Chordata; Mammalia; Chiroptera; Mormoopidae
Gene: IMPG1
Product: interphotoreceptor matrix proteoglycan 1
Exons: 17
Coding region: 1-2367 (788 amino acids)
Biological process (GO): visual perception
Source: RefSeq, a predicted model, not a curated record
AUGUAUUUGGAAACUAGAAGGGCUAUUUUUGUUUUUUGGAUUUUUCUCCAAGCUCAAGGAACCAAAGAUCUCUCCAUUAAAAUGGGUCAUUCUGAAACUAAAGACAUAGACAACACCCCAAGAAUUGAACCAGCUGAAAAUACUGCAAAAAUGUACAAAGUGUCAAUCAUGAGACAAAUAUUCGACGGGACAAAACAUCGAACAAAAAGAUCAGCGUUUUUCCCAGCUGGGGUUAAGGUCUGUCCACAGGAAUCCGCAAAACAGAUUUUAGCCAGUCUUCAAGCUUAUUAUAGAUUGAGAGUGUGUCAGGAAGCAGUGUGGGAAGCGUAUCGGAUCUUUCUGGAUCGCAUCCCUGACACAGGGGAGUACCAGGACUGGGUCAGCAUCUGCCAGCAGGAGACUUUCUGCCUCUUUGACAUUGGGAAAAAUUUCAGCAACUCCCAGGAGCACCUGGAUCUUCUUCAGCAGAGAAUAAAACAGAGUAACUUCCCUAAGAGAAAAGAUGAGAUAUCCACAGAGGAGAUAUUAGGAGAGCUUGGUGAAAUCCCUGUGUUUUCAACAGAUGUUGCCAAGGUCUCGCUUGGGCCCUUCCCUUUUACUCCUGAUGACACACUCCUCAGCGACACCGAGAUGCCUACAAUAAAAACAGAAAUAGAAUUCUCUACGAUAGCCGAGGGCCCCCUGGAGCAGAAGGUGGAGCUGAACAUCUCUCUGGCAAACCAGAAGUUCAAGGCAGAGCUCUCUGACUCCCGGUCCCCAUAUUACCAGGAGCUAGCAUCAAAGGCUCAACUUCAGAUGCAAAAGGUAUUUACAAAACUUCCAGGGUUCAAAGAAAUUCAUGUGUUAGGAUUUGGACCGAAGAAAGAAAGAGAUGGUUCCAGCUCCAUAGAGAUGCGACUUAUGGCCGUUUUUACAAGAGACAGUACAGAAGCAAAACGUCCUGCAAGUGACCUGCUGUUUUUUGAUUCCAACAAAAUUGAAAGUGAAAGAGCCCUUCAUGGAAUGAUGGAGGAGGACAAGCCACCAGAAACCUACCUAACAGCUUUAGACCUCAAAAAGCUGAUCAGCAGAGCCCUACAGGAAGACAAGUCCUUGCAUAUGGGGACAAUUCAGUUCACUGAUGAAAUUGUUGGGUCAUUGCCUGGCUCUGAUGCCAGCACCCAGUCAAUGAUGUCUACUCUCUUCCCUGAUAUCACAAAGGGUGCUACUUUGAGUCCAGGACUUCCUCUUGGUCAACCCAGGCUUGAUACAGUGGACAGAGAAGAACACAGUCUACCUGACAGUUCUCUGUCUCCACCUACCGUGGCCUCUACCUCCCUAUCAGACACUCUACCUUCCUUUACUGCAUCAAGCAGCUUCUCUCUGACUGAUCAAAGUGCCACAGACAUAGUGUCCAUAGACCAGAAGCUACUAAUCCCAGGGCUAACCAUCCCCACUGAUGAUUAUUCGGCCAUCAGCCAAUCGGCUGUGGAAAUUUCACAUUUGCCUGCAUUUUCAGAAGACAGCAGGUUGGGCACAGUCAACCAAGAUGUAGUCCCAGACUUGGGUGAAACAGAUCUAUCUAACACUCCCGCCUCUUCUGAGGUUCCAGGAUUCAGUGUGGAUGUCUCCACCCCAGACCGCUUCUUGGAGAAGACCACUCCUGUCCCAGCUCUGCAGUAUUUCACCACCAGCUCUAUGACCAGCACCACCAGAGGCCAAGAGCUGGUGGUGUUCUUCAGCCUGCGUGUGGCUAACAUGCCCUUCUCCAAUGACCUGUUCAACAAGAGCUCUCUGAAGUACCAAGCUCUGGAGCAACGGUUCACACAGCUGCUGGUUCCAUAUCUACAAUCCAAUCUUACAGGAUUUAAGCAACUUGAAAUACUUAAUUUCAGAAACGGGAGUGUGAUUGUGAAUAGCAAAAUGAGGUUCGCUGAGUCGGUGUCGUACAACCUCACCAAGGCUGUGCACAGGGCCUUGGAGGAUUUUUGUUCUGCUGCAGCCCAGCAACUUGAUCUGGAAAUAGACAGCUACUCUCUCAACAUUGAACCAGCUGACCAAGCAGAUCCUUGCAAAUUCCUGGCCUGCGGCAAGUUUGCCCAGUGCGUAAAGAAUGAGUGGACUGAGGAAGCGGAGUGUCGCUGUAGACCAGCCUACCAGAGCCAGGGGCACCGGGACCACCGGGAGGAACUGGGCCUCUGUGCCCCCGGAGAAGAAUGGGAGGUCAUCCAGGGAGAGGGAGCUCCGUGCAGGUUAUCAGAUCACUCUGAAAAUCGAGCACACAAAACUAGUGUCAAAAAGUUUAAACAUCAGCAAAGUAACAAAGUAACCAGGAAAAGAAAUUCUGAAUUACUGACUGCAGGAUAUGAAGAUUGGGAAAGAAGUUAA